Patiria miniata (bat star) is the source of this 2747-nucleotide messenger RNA. Its product is annotated as glutathione hydrolase 1 proenzyme-like. The coding region runs from base 474 to 2306 and encodes 610 amino acids. The transcript is spliced from 11 exons. NCBI's taxonomy places the organism in Eukaryota, Metazoa, Echinodermata, Asteroidea, Valvatida, Asterinidae. Gene Ontology annotation, molecular function: glutathione gamma-glutamate hydrolase. Gene Ontology annotation, cellular component: plasma membrane. The record is from RefSeq and is a predicted model, not a curated record. Gene Ontology annotation, biological process: glutathione catabolic process.
UUAUCGAUCAGGGUCAUUUUGGAAGAUAUCCACACAUAGCUCCAUGCUGACACAUUGCCGUAAAAGUCACACACUAAUAAUUCAACACAAAACCCCUAGCGCCGGGGUUUUGUGCACAAACCUUAUCAGACGGCCUAUCAGGCUCAAUUGACUUCGGCAAAACCAGCAAGCCUCAUCAUAAAGAAUUAUAUAAGACAGAAGUACCGGACCGACAGAAUAUUUGUUAGGUCGUAUCGUGUAUUGUGCACUGCACAGUAAUCCCAUUCAAUAGUCGACGACGUCAAGUGCAACUGAGCCAUACUGGAGACAAGUGAACCCAAGGCUGAGAGCUUAACAGUCGGUUUGGCUAGAAGAACCUCCGACAUCAUUCCUGAAUGAUUGGUUUAUUCCUUCCUGCACCCACGCAAGGUCAUCUUUUCGUCAUCGAGAGUCAUAGUGAAGUGAAUAUUAUACAGUAGCAGCGGCAGACGACGAUGGAGAACGGCAAAUCAGCUUCGAGAGUGGCAAGUUUGGACAUGGAAGAGGUUGAUGCCAAGCGAAAAUCCACAGUUCUGAGAUGGCAGUUAGCCUUCGUCGUGGUGCUGAUAGUGGCUGCGGUUGUGGGCGUGGCCAUGGGAUUGUUGUAUCACUACAAAGAUACUGGCACUGUGACAGUCACCCAACGACCAACUGAAGCGCCGCCACAGCCGACUGGCGAGUACCAGUACGCCAAAGCUGCGGUGGCCGCCGAUGCUGGAGCAUGCUCAGAGAUUGGCCGAGAUAUAUUGCAAAUGGGAGGUUCUGCCGUUGACUCCGCCAUAGCCACCAUGUUUUGCAUCGGUCUGCACAGCUGUCAGAGUGCGGGCAUCGGAGGGGGUUUCUUCAUGUUACACUACAACGCCAGGACUCGAACCGUAGACGCACUGGAUGCGAGGGAAAGAGCGCCACUUGCGGCCACCGAAAACAUGUAUGAAAAUGCAACUGAUGAUGCGUCUACGUUUGGUGGUUUGUCUAUUGGUGUUCCCGGGGAACUAGCUGGCUACUGGACCGCUCAUCAACGCUACGGUGUCCUACCCUGGAGGGAUCUAUUUCAGCCUGCAAUCAGAUUAGCAGAGGAAGGAUAUGUUAUAGGCAAAGCAUUGGCUGGUAUCAUCACUGCUAGAGAGAGUAUCAUCAGGGCAGAUCCAAACUUGAGCGAACUGUUUGUGGACUCUACGGGUGAGAUUCGAAAGGAAGGUGACAUGAUAACUAACCUCAAACUGGCCGAAACUUACAAGAAACUAGCCGAGGGUGGAGAGAAUGCCUACUAUAGGGGAGAACUGACUGAUGACAUCGUGGCUGAUAUUGCAGACAGAGGUGGUAUUAUCACAAAGAAAGAUCUGGAAGAAUACAGAGUCCGACGAAGGACACCUCUGAUGAUUGAGAUCGGUGAUCUGAAGGUGUACACGCCCCCGCCGCCAUCAAGCGGCGCUGUGUAUUCACUGAUCAUGAACAUCCUGGAGGGAUAUGACAUUACUUCUUCGAGCACAGCUACCACUGAAGCCGAGAUCUUGACUACUCAUCGAAUGGUUGAAUCUUUCAAGUUCGCCUAUGCAGGCCGAUCAUUCCUUGGUGAUGAAGACUACGUGGACGUCAAAGAACUUGUUGCCAACAUGACGUCACAGUCUUACGCAGACUCCUUACGAGCCGCUAUUAGCGACACCGAGUCUCACGGUCUGUCAUACUACAAAGCGUACUACAAUCAGCCAGAUAGCGGCACAUCUCAUCUGUCUGUUGUGGAUGGUGAUGGCAAUGCCGUCGCAAUGACAAGCACUCUCAACCUAUCUUUGGGCUCCAAAGUUCGCGGUAACCGUACAGGGAUCAUCUUCAACAACGAAAUGGAUGACUUCUCCAAACCCAGUCAGCCAAACUUCUUUGGUUUUCCUCCAUCACCGAGCAAUUUCAUCCGGCCGGGGAAGCGGCCAAUGUCUUCUAUGACACCCACCAUCGUUGUGGAUCGAGACGGGAAAGUUAAACUGGUGGUUGGUGCAGCAGGGGGAUCACGUAUACCAAACGCGUUGGCCCAGAUAUCUGUGGAUACUUUGUGGUAUGGUGAUGGUAUCAAAGAGGCGAUACAACGCAGACGCUUUUUUCAUCAACUUGUCCCCAAUAAUGUCACCUACGAGCCGGGUUUUGAUCAGGGAGUUAUCGACGGUCUGAGAGCAAAAGGACACUAUCCUUACGAGUCUUCACGCUUGAGUGUUGUGCAAGGCAUUCUGCGUGACGCGCAGGGAUUCUUGAACGCCUAUAGUGACGACCGGAAAGGAGGCUACCCGGCUGGCAUUUAAACUUAGACUGUUUCCCGCCCCCCCCCCCCCUAAAUAUAUGGGGACCGGUAAAUAGCUCCAAUUUAAAGCCUUUGAUUGUAUCGCCACUGCGCGCGCGCAUCGCGAUUGUUUAUUUUAUAAUCACUAUUCAACUUUUGUGCAUGGACGCUGCGCCGGUGAUUUAACUCACGAUAAUCAAGAAACUCACGUUAUACCACAAAAAGUACACACAAUCACCAGUGUCUCCAUGAAAGCAACUUUCAAGUAUUUCAAUUCAACUGCAUAGGUUGUAUAUUUUUAAUAGCAAUAUUUCUCUCUUUAGUGAAACUUGCCAGAGGUAAUUUCAAAUUCAGCACAAAUCAAAGCUAAUUACAUCCAAAACUGCACAUUCGUGUCAGGCCCAUUGUCAUUUUGCAACAGGCUGGUUGCAAGAAUAAAUGUUCAGUUUAUACCGGUCUCGUA